Cladophialophora yegresii CBS 114405 is the source of this 1323-nucleotide messenger RNA. RefSeq lists its product as uncharacterized. The coding region runs from base 1 to 1323 and encodes 440 amino acids. Lineage: Eukaryota; Fungi; Ascomycota; Eurotiomycetes; Chaetothyriales; Herpotrichiellaceae. The transcript has a single exon. Gene Ontology annotation, molecular function: ATP binding; double-stranded DNA binding; DNA strand exchange activity. The record is from RefSeq and is a predicted model, not a curated record. Gene Ontology annotation, biological process: mitotic recombination; DNA strand invasion; DNA repair.
AUGGACUUGCUCGAUGUGCUUCCUGAUUUCGACCUCAAACCCCAUACACACCUUCUUCACUCCUUGGAUAAAAACAACGUUACGGUUUCACAGCUGGUUGCCCUCGCACCUACGGAGAUCGCGCGCAUAUGUCCCCUUCCACCGCGCGACGUUGACAGGCUAGUGAAAGAUGUCGUCAAGGCUCUUCAGCAGGAUAUGCUGAGAGGGGUGAAAAGGAAGCGCAAGAACACAGCAGACACAUUGGGCGAACUUCGAAACGAGGCAAAAGCGACCAAGAUUCAUGAGCAAACUGCGGUCAGCACUCUUGACUUGAAUCUCGACGGGGCACUGAAUGGAGGCAUCCGACCUGGUCACAUUACGGAGUUGGUGGGGGAGUCUCGUACUGGAAAGACCACUUUCGCUCUGGGGCUGUUGCUGUCGGUCCAGCUUGCUCCGCCAGUUGGGCUGGGGAAAUCUGGUAUCUUUAUCACCUCUGAAGGACCUCUGAACACCAAGCGACUCAACCAGAUGCUAGCCUCAUACGCCGACCUCCUGCCCGAACAACGACCGUCACUUGAUCAGAUUCAUACGAUCACUGUAACUGAUCUAGAAGCGCAGGAACAUAUCCUUCGGUACCAACUACCCGUUGCGGUUCCGCGGUAUAACGUCGGACUGGUGGUUUUGGAUUCGGUCACCGCAAAUUUCCGGGCGGAAUACGGCACCCGCACAGCUGCUCAACUGGCUGAGCGAGCUGCUGAAUUGACCAAUCUAGGGAACACGCUGAGACAAAUUGCUGUCGAACACGAUGUCGCGGUCGUGGUCACGAAUCAGGUGUCGGAUCGCUUCGACGACUCUAAACAUCUCUUUCGUUCCUCGCCAGCAACGGCCUCUUCUCCAGCCACGCCUUCGGAGAAUCUGCCUCCCGCAGUGGCAGAGCGUCGACAGAUGACACAAAGCCUGGAUCACCAACAGCGCUUCUUCACCGGAUGGGGGGAUGACAAAGGGACCACGCAGCACGAGCAGAUGAAGACCCCAGCCCUCGGCUUAGCUUGGGCUAACCAGAUUUCUGCUCGCAUUGUCCUUAAGAUGGAAAGUGAGCGACAGGAAUACGUGGGGGGCAGCAUUUGGAAAGACAAGAAGCCCAGUCGGACCUUUGCUGUAGUCUUUGCUCCAUGGGCACCUACCACUAAACCACCAAUUCGGUAUGAAAUUGCAGCAAGGGGUAUUGUAUCGACCGCGGAACCCGAAAAGCUCGUGGAAGCACCCAGAGUAGCACAUGAAGGGCAUGCGGAAUUGCUGGACGAGACGCUCUGGGCCACAGAUGAGGACGAGGAGUUCCCGUAA